Dibothriocephalus latus is the source of this 285-nucleotide messenger RNA. The record is from the annotation of a GenBank genome assembly. Lineage: Eukaryota; Metazoa; Platyhelminthes; Cestoda; Diphyllobothriidea; Diphyllobothriidae.
AUGGGCUGCGCUCAGGGCAAGGAGCUCCCAAACUCGGCACCCAACGACCCCAACCUUGAAAAUAACGCCAAUGAAUGCCCCGAAAUCCCCGAUCCAGCCUACAAUCUCUGCUGCUGUUCCUGCAAAAAACGGCUGACCCGCGAACAACAGCACGACUUGGAGUUUAGACGAAAUAACUGUCGAAAUUCCGAACGGCUCAUCAGCAUGCAUAAAAGUCUGGUAUCUACGGACACCCUUUUGCCCCAUAUGCCAUCUCUGUCAAGUCAGAAUAAGUCGGUGCACUGA